AUGAGAGGGGCUUCCUGUCUCCAGGUCCUGUUCCUGCUGGUGCUGGGAGCUGCUGGGACCUGGGAAAGGAAGCCUGCGGCCUGCGGGCAGCCCCGCGUGUCCCAUCGGAUCGUGGGGGGCCGGGACGCCCGAGCCGGAGAGUGGCCGUGGCAGGCGAGCAUCCAGCACCGCGGGGUGCACGUGUGCGGGGGGUCGCUCAUCGCCCGGCAGUGGGUGCUGACGCUCUCAGAAGUCUCCCCUCUUCCCCCAGUGCCACUCCCAGAGUGGCGACCUCUGCAGGGAGUACGGGUGCCGCUGCUGGACUCACACACCUGUGAACGGCUCUACCAUGUGGGCACCGGCGUGCCCCAGGCCGAACGCAUAGUGCUGCCAGGGAACCUGUGUGCCGGGUUCCUCGAGGGCCGCAGGGACGCCUGCCAGGGUGACUCGGGGGGACCCCUGACCUGCGUGCAGUCUGGGCGCUGGGUCCUGGUGGGCGUGGUGAGCUGGGGCAAGGGUUGUGCCCUACCCAACCGUCCAGGGGUCUACACAAAUGUGGCCACGUACAGUCCCUGGAUCCGGGCUCGCCUCAGCCUCUAA
Molecule: messenger RNA, 579 nt
Organism: Carlito syrichta (Philippine tarsier)
Lineage: Eukaryota; Metazoa; Chordata; Mammalia; Primates; Tarsiidae
Product: serine protease 33-like
Exons: 5
Coding region: 1-579 (192 amino acids)
Biological process (GO): proteolysis
Molecular function (GO): serine-type endopeptidase activity
Source: RefSeq, a predicted model, not a curated record